UUAAUGUCAGAACCCUGCUACUAGAGCCUGGAUGUGGCUCUGAGUUUCAGGGUCACUGACAUUGAUAAGACACCUGCGUCCCAGGACUCGGAGGAGAAACGGCUGAUGGACUUGGCGGGGAAUUUGCGCGGGGUUUUACUGAGCGGGAAGAGACUGUUCAAAUGAGGGGGAGGGUAUAUAAAGGAGGGUUGGCCGGAGCCUCCCAUUCUUGGCUUUUCUGAUGUUCAUGUUUCCUACAGUAAAAGUUCCUGGUGAUACCACAAAGAGUCUCGUGUGUUCAUUCAGGAGCGGCUGUGGUGAGCUGACACUAAGCCAAGAAUACGGACACCAUCCCGCUGUAGCGGUGAGGUGUAACAUGCAAGUGGAGGAUGAAGAGCUCUUGGGCGCCGGAGGAGGAAGGUCGGAAAGGGCCACUCCCGAGACGGACGCUGAGUUCCACCAGCUGGCGGCCCUGGCGUCAUCCACCGCUUAUGCCCAGCCAAAUGGGGUAACCCAGAGGCGCGGAGUGGUGCGGGGAGAUAGCACCGGAGGAGAGGAAGGUUCACCUUCCCCAGGCCCGCAAAAGAUGGUGUUUCUGGAGGAGAGGAUGUCGGCGAUGGAGACCACCCUGGCAGUGAUGUCGAGGGCGAUGGAGCGCCUGGCGGUUUUGGCGGAGCCGGAGCGAGGAAGGGAACUCCGGGCUAGCUCAAUGUGGGACGUGAGCAUGGGAAGCAGCCAGGGCUUUGCAGACCUCCCAGCACCGAAGGGAAGGGAAAUGCGAAAGGAGCCCGGUGCCCGGCCCAAGAUCCAAACGAGCCUGACGCGGGUGGAGGAGAGUGACGACGAAGGGGAAAAGCCUCCGAGAAUCCCGGCUACGCUCCCAACUGAGACCCUGGUGCCCCUGGCGAAUGCCGGGCAUGGCACAGGACAAAGGGAAGCAGCAGCGGGGCCCACUGGCCCGCAAGGGGGCUUGCGACGGGCGGAGGAUUGGGGAUUGCCACCACAGGGACCCCUACCGAGACGAGAGGAACUAAGGAUCGAGUUUGGGGGAGAGUCCUCUGAACUGGAUUUUUUCCUGACCACGGUGAGGGGCUAUAUGGAGGACAAUGCCCACACUUUUAGAACGGAAUCCAGCCGGGUACGGGCCAUUGGUGCAGUGUUGAAGAGGGGAGCGGCCAGCUGGUACGUUCAACUACACGCGCGGCGCGACCCAUGUCUGGGGUCACUCCGACGCUUUAUGGGGGCCCUGGAGACCCGUUUCCGAGAUCCACUGGAGCAGAUCCGGGCGAGGGAGGAGUUGAAGACCGUCUCCCAGGGGCAGAGGUCGGUAUCUGAGUAUGCGGAGGAGUUCCAAUGCCUCGCUGAAAAGGUGCCGGAAUGGUCUGCAGUGACAAAGAUAGAACUCUUCAAAGAGGGGCUCAGGCGGGAGAUCCUCUCCUGGGCGGUGCAUCGUGAUGAGCCUGACACACUGCGCGGAUGGAUUCAGCUGGCGGGGCGCAUCGAGACAUCGCUGGCCCAGGCGAGGAGGCACCGAGGAGGGCUACAGCAGCGGCCGCAGAUGAAAGAGGGGAGCCGGAAGGAGGGAUCAACCCCAGCCGGGAGGAGAACGGAGCCGACAGGGAACGUGAGCACCAGCAGGAGGGGCUGCUUCGUGUGCGGCCGUUUGGGCCACAGGGCUGCCGAGUGCUGGCAGAGAAAAGGGGAAGGCGGAGGCCCGCCCAAACCAAGAGCCGUGGCAGGGAAACGCGCCGAGGAAGAACCACCGAUGAGGCACCACUCGGGGGGGUUGGACGAAGGGGAGGAGGACGCCAUGUCAGAACCCUGCUACUAGAGCCUGGAUGUGGCUCUGAGUUUCAGGGUCACUGACAUUGAUAAGACACCUGCGUCCCAGGACUCGGAGGAGAAACGGCUGAUGGACUUGGCGGGGAAUUUGCGCGGGGUUUUACUGAGCGGGAAGAGACUGUUCAAAUGAGGGGGAGGGUAUAUAAAGGAGGGUUGGCCGGAGCCUCCCAUUCUUGGCUUUUCUGAUGUUCAUGUUUCCUACAGUAAAAGUUCCUGGUGAUACCACAAA
Anolis carolinensis (green anole) is the source of this 2050-nucleotide messenger RNA. RefSeq lists its product as uncharacterized. The coding region runs from base 221 to 1810 and encodes 529 amino acids. The record is from RefSeq and is a predicted model, not a curated record. Lineage: Eukaryota; Metazoa; Chordata; Lepidosauria; Squamata; Anolidae. Gene Ontology annotation, molecular function: nucleic acid binding; zinc ion binding. The transcript is spliced from 2 exons.